This is a messenger RNA of Dimorphilus gyrociliatus, 4558 nucleotides long. The record is from the annotation of a GenBank genome assembly. NCBI's taxonomy places the organism in Eukaryota, Metazoa, Annelida, Polychaeta, Dinophilidae.
AGUUUCUUCAUGAAAAUGGCGGCAUCAUAAAUAAGGCUGGUUUUUAAUAGUUAAUUUCGAUAGCAGCAAAUCCUCGACUAGUUUUCUUUGAACCUGAAAAAAAAAGUUUUAUCUAGUAGUUUCCUAUCUAUCGAAUUUCUAUGGCAGAUAAAGCAAAUAAAAUAGAAAACUUUCUAGAACAGCUGAAGGUAGCUAAAGAAGUUAACAUUAAACCUUCAAACAACUGUCUAAAAGGAUUAAAACUUUUAAAUGAAUCUCUUAAAUGCUUGCCUAAAAAUUCCGACUAUUUCUUCACUAAUAUAACUCAAUUCAUCGUCCGAAUAUUAUCGAUUAAUUACAACGAAUACAAGGAAACGAAAGGGGAGCUCGUGACUGAAAAAUUAUGGAUAAAAGCACUAUAUGAGACAAUUUAUUAUUUAUUACAAAAUUUGGAUAAGUUCAUCAAAGGUAUUUAUUAUACAGAAUUAACGGUUGUUGUCAUUUACUAUGAAACAAUUUUACAGAUCGAAAACAAACUAUGAAAGAAAUUCUUCUUAUAAUUCAAAAAUUUCAUAGCAUUUUGGAAAAUUCCACAGAGAAUAAACAUAAUUUUCUUCGUUCCCAGUACUGGAAUUUAGCUGCUGUAGUAAAUAAAUACUGCUUGAAUUUCCAUAAAGAUUUUGUUGUUGACAUCUGCGAGUUAGUUCUAAAUUGCUUAAAAUUUUGUAUUGAUUUACAAGACUCAAAUGAAAGUCGUAUUAAGACGGCAAAGGACGCAAAGCUGUCAACAUUUUACAAAAUUCUUAUUGACGAGUUAUUUCGAAAUAAGAAAUAUGAUUUAAUAGAAAAGUUCCUAAAUGAGUGGAGAACGUUCAAUGACGACGAAUUCUUAGCAACUAUAAUUAAGUAUGAUAUUAAGCUGAAGAUGCUUUCCAGUAAUCAUCUUACUUCCGCUCAGAGAGAAAUGAAAGUGCAAGAUCUUUUAGGAAGUAUUUUAAAUGAAUAUGAAGAGGUUGAAUCCGAUAGUGCAUACGAAAUCAAAGCCUACUGUUAUUAUCUAAAAUAUUUAUUUCAAGAUGAGCGAAUUGUUCUAAAUUUAACUGAUGAAAAAUUGGAGAAACGUAAAGAACUUAUUUCAACUGCCAAAUUACCUUCUCUCUUUGCUCAAUACAAAAGAUGUUCAAUUCUAAAAGAUUCUCUAAAUAUGUGGAAGAAAGUCAAAAGUUUUGAUAAGAAAGAUAAUUCUACACUUAAAGAAAUUGUGACAGAAAUUAUAAUUAUAGCAGAUAUUUUUAAUCUGUUACGAAUGCCAAACAAAGAAUUAGAAACACUCUUCUUAGUAUUAGGGGCUAUUCAAUCCAGAACUGAACGACGUUUAUUAAAUAUUCAUUUAGAGAUUUUAUGGAGGCUCAUUUUUCUAUUCAGUGAAAUGAAUUCUCUCUCCUGCGCUAAAGAAAUGCUUGUUAAAGCUGAAACCAUUUUAAACUGUAGUAGCUUUCAAAAAAAUGACAUCUUAACCAUAAAGUUUGCUCUUUGUAAAGCUCACGUUAAUUUCCUCACUGGAAAGAUUAAGGAAGGUCUAGAAUUACUGCAAGAAAUAAUUGAUAGCUAUCAACCGUCAUUUUGGAAGAAUAUGACAACUUUACCAUUAAAAAUAUCUAUCGAUAUUUUAUUAGCUAAAAUGUCGAUGAGAGAUGAUAGAUUUAUAUGCAAAACCCACUACCUGGAACAGGCUGUUACAAAAUGCUUCAAACUCAUUAAACUACAUUUUGUUUGUAAGGAGGAUAAUACCGAUCUAAUUGAACGCAACGAUAAAUAUAGAGUAUUAUCAUUGUCCUUUAAUUGCUUGAAAGACUAUAUCAAUUUGAUGAUAAAGAUUGGUGAUACUCGUUAUGUCGAGGUCUAUUUGCACGAAGGAAAAGCUUUGGCUAUUUCUUUAUGCCUUCCUCAUUGGGUUGUUGAAUUUCUUAUCUUGCAAGAAAAAUUCGAAGUAAUGACUGAUAGAUUGAAGUCAGCUACUGUAACAUUACAUCAAGUCGAGUACAUUCUUACAUCAGAGACAAUCCCUGUCACUGAGGCGGAAGCUAAGCAGAAAUCAAAGACAAAAGGAUCUAACGAUAAUGCAAAUGAGGGGGAUAAUGAGGACGAAGAAGAAGAAGAUGAUGAUGACGAUGAUGGAUUUGAAAUUAAAUCUAGUGCUGUUUUAAAUCAGAAUGCGGAAGAUGAUGAAAGUGGUCAUGAAAGUGAAAGUGGUUUAGACGACGGAGAAGAUGAUAUGAUACUCUCUCGUCGUUCAGAAAAGAAACUUGAAUAUUGGGAACACGAAUCUUGUUCAUGCGAUUAUUGCAGUGACAUUAUUUUACAAUCUGCCAUAUUAAAUUAUUAUUAUAGAACAGUUGAGUGUGCAGAAUCGAAAAAUGAUAAAAAAGCUGUUGAUUCUGCUAUGAAACCUUUACCUAUCAUCUAUCAUACAGUUACAACGAAAGGUUACGAAUGUUUAAAGACAGCCUUUUACUCUUGGAAAGAUUACGAUAGUGUACACGUCGACUCAACAGUUUCUAGUCUUUUAUACCAUAAACAACUCGUUGAAUUGAACAUUUUGUAUUUAAGAACAGCAACCUGCUUCCAUAAUGCUAAAAGAUUUAAGGAAUUUAUAAAGAAAACAGAGAAACUUCUUGUUUCUGACAAAUAUCCAUUCCUGAUUGACAGUGACUAUUUAGAAGAAAGAUUAUAUUAUCAAGCAAUUGCUACUUUUCCCCAACUUCUUAAAUUAGAAAUGGGGAGAAGAGAAAAUGAAUUACUCCAAAUUGCAGGUGAUUUCGUUUCCAGUCCUAUAUUGGGUCAUAAAGCCAAACUUAAGGAAAGAAAAUUACGAAGUGGUCUAAGGCCUAAGGAGCACAAGACAAGAUUACGGAGUUUAAAUGAUGACAAAGUUGAUAUGGAAGCUAUCCGAAAUUCAAAUGAUGUCAAUAGUGACGAUUCCAAAUCACCAACGAACAUGUCAAAAUCUAUAUCAAUAGUAAAUGGCUUUCAUAAGGAUCAAAACAAGGCUAAAAUAAUAUUAGUUGAUCUAUUUAAUAGAAUAAAAAAUGAACCACCAACAGUACUAUAUCGAUAUGUGUGUGGUGCUUUGGCAUUGCUUUCGGACAAUCCUGUAGAAAAGAGUUUCUAUCUGACAGAAACGCACGGAAUCACUUACAGACAUUUUUUACCUCUGGUUAUGGCAAAAAAAUUUGAAUCGUCAACAGAAUGCUAUUUAAAUAGCGUUAAGUAUAUAAAAUUUGGAAGUGAUUGGACCAGUCACCACACAAUGGUGAAAAGUAUUCCAAAAAAUAUAACAGUCUGUCAACUAACUGUCGCAAGACCGUCUAAAAUUCACAAUCAACGUUUAUUUUUGACACGCUAUAAUGAGAAUCUAGGACCGAUUGUGAUUCCCUUAGGGGGUUUUGAAUUAAAUGAGUGUCAGAAAAACGUGGAAAAGUUUUCUGACUUGAUUAAACAACAAGAUUUUUCAACGUCGCUGACUGAGAAAUAUUCCUACUGGAAAACUCGAAAUAAAUUAGACAAAGAGUUGAAGACUCUAUUGGAAUCUUUAGAGAAUAGUUUAUUUGAUACUUUUAUCAUCUUUAUGAAACCCCUGCCGUUAGUUCAAACUGAUUACGAUUUAUUACAAGAGAGAGCUAUCAACCUCGCCGAAGAGUUUAACCUAAAAGAUCACGUUCACUUUCUUAUGGUACUGCUCAACGGGGCUAGUUUCUUAACAAGAUCGAAAAUUGAACAAACAGUCAUCUUGUACUGCUCUUUUAACAAAACACCUGUAAUAUUCGAUUCGGCCAAGCUGACAGAGAUGAUUGUCAAAUACGAAAAAGAGCUUAAUUGUUCUGUUAUGACAACUCGACCACUAGUCCUCAUUAUCGAUAGGUUAUUGCAACAUAUACCUUUUGAAAAUAUGCCGUUUUUGAGGGAUAACUAUAAAAGCUAUCGUAUGCCUUCUCUACACUGCAUACCGCAGCAUUAUUACUUGAUGGAUAAGGAGAGCAUGGUUACUAAAAACGCUUAUUAUGUUUUGGAUCCGGACAAUAAUUUACCAGAUUCUCAGAAGCUUUUAUUACCUUUCUUUGAAAAACUAGGUUGGAGUGGUGCUAAAGGAAAAUUACCGGAUUGGGAGGAACUAAAGAUGGUAUUGGAAUCAAAGAAUCUAUUUGUGUAUGCUGGUCACGGUUCGGGAAGCCAAUGCUUUUCAAAAAAAGAAGAAUUAUUUAGACUAAAAAUGAAGUCGACAGCUAUUUUAAUGGGAUGUAGUAGCGUUCGAUUGACAACGGAGGGAGAAUUUGAUGCUUGGGGAAGAACUGUAUUGAAUUUUCUAAGCAGUGGAUGCCCAAGUAUCAUGGGAAAUAUGUGGCAAGUAACUGAUAGGGAUAUUGAUCUGUUUACUAAAGAAGAGAUAUCCGCAUUAAAUUCCGUUGAUAAGCACGAAUAUGUUCCGUUUAUAAGCAAGGAAGCCCGUCAAAAUUGCAAAUUAAAAUAUUUAACAGCAGCUUCCCAAGUUAUUUACGGAUUACCUAUUCGUAGUAAAUGA